Eruca vesicaria subsp. sativa (arugula) is the source of this 1890-nucleotide messenger RNA. NCBI's taxonomy places the organism in Eukaryota, Viridiplantae, Streptophyta, Magnoliopsida, Brassicales, Brassicaceae. The record is from the annotation of a GenBank genome assembly.
AUGUCAGUCUCUUCCCUCCGCCGUUUAGCCGUCGGAGCCGCCGUAAUCGCCGCCACAUCCGGCGCCACCGUCUACCUCUCCCCCUCCGUUGCCUCCAGCGACAGAGGCGGCGGUCCGAUUCUAGAUUCGUUGAAACAUAAACUCGGCGAUGCCUCCGCUUCAGUACCGUCUCGAUCUGCUCAAGAGUCUGUUUUAAUCAGAGCCACCUCUUCUGAUCCUUUAGAUGUUUUAGUCAUUGGCGGUGGAGCUACUGGCUCUGGCGUCGCUCUUGACGCUGCGACACGUGGACUCCGUGUUGGUCUUGUGGAGCGUGAGGAUUUCUCCUCGGGAACGUCUUCACGUUCGACGAAGCUUAUCCAUGGAGGUGUUCGAUACUUGGAGAAAGCUGUGUUCAACCUUGAUUACGGACAACUAAAACUUGUGUUCCACGCCCUCGAGGAGCGUAAACAGCUCAUCGAGAAUGCUCCACAUCUCUGCCACGCUCUCCCUUGUAUGACACCUUGUUUCGACUGGUUCGAAGUUGUAUACUUCUGGAUGGGUCUGAAGAUGUAUGACUUAGUAGCAGGACCACGGUUAUUGCAUCUAUCUAGAUACUACUCUGCUCAAGAGUCUGCUGAGCUCUUCCCUACUCUCGCAAGGAAAGGGAAAGACAAGAACUUGAGAGGAACUGUUGUGUAUUACGAUGGACAAAUGAAUGAUUCGCGUUUGAAUGUUGGGUUGGCUUGUACUGCUGCGUUGGCUGGUGCUGCUGUUCUUAACCAUGCUGAGGUUGUCUCGCUUAUAACGGAUGAUGAUAGUAAGAGAAUUGUUGGUGCUAGGGUUCGUAACAAUCUCACAGGCAAAGAGUUUGAGAGCUAUGCGAAAGUAGUUGUGAAUGCGGCUGGACCGUUCUGUGAUUCCAUUAGGAAGAUGGUUGAUGAAGACACAAAACCUAUGAUAUGUCCAAGCAGCGGUGUACACAUUGUACUACCUGAUUACUAUUCACCAGAAGGGAUGGGGUUGAUAGUUCCUAAAACUAAAGAUGGUCGCGUUGUGUUCAUGUUACCAUGGCUGGGAAGGACAGUAGCUGGGACUACGGACUCUAACACGUCAAUCACUCCACUUCCAGAACCUCAUGAGGAUGAGAUUCAGUUUAUAUUGGAUGCAAUCAGUGACUAUCUUAACAUUAAGGUUCGACGUACUGAUGUUUUGUCUGCUUGGAGUGGUAUACGUCCAUUGGCUAUGGAUCCAACAGCAAAGAGCACAGAGAGUAUCUCAAGAGACCAUGUUGUCUUCGAGGAACAUCCUGGUCUUGUCACAAUCACUGGUGGAAAAUGGACAACAUAUCGAAGUAUGGCGGAAGAUGCGGUGAAUGCAGCAAUCAAAUCAGGGAAGCUGAGUCCAACCAAUGGAUGUGUAACACAGAAGCUACAGCUUCUUGGUUCACAUGGAUGGGAGCCAUCUUCUUUCACAUCUCUUGCGCAACAAUACGUGCGCAUGAAGAAAACAUACGGUGGUAAAGUAGUUCCUGGAGCUAUGGACACAGCUGCUGCAAAGCAUUUGUCUCAUGCCUAUGGUUCAUUAGCUGAACGAGUAGCCACCAUAGCUCAGGAGGAGGGUUUGGGGAAACGGUUGGCACAUGGACAUCCGUUUCUGGAAGCAGAGGUUGCGUACUGUGCAAGGCACGAGUAUUGUGAGUCAGCGGUUGAUUUUAUAGCGAGGAGAUGUAGAAUAGCGUUCUUGGAUACAGACGCGGCGGCGAGGGCGUUGCAGCGUGUGGUGGAGAUUCUAGCGAGUGAGCAUAAGUGGGAUAAGUUGAGGGAGAAGCAGGAGUUGCAAAAGGGUAAAGAGUUUCUUCAAACGUUUAAGUCUUCCAAAAACGCACAGUUUCACGAUGGCAAACACAAUUGA